Molecule: messenger RNA, 796 nt
Organism: Vicugna pacos (alpaca)
Lineage: Eukaryota; Metazoa; Chordata; Mammalia; Artiodactyla; Camelidae
Product: histone H2B type 1-J
Cellular component (GO): nucleosome
Molecular function (GO): DNA binding; structural constituent of chromatin; protein heterodimerization activity
Source: RefSeq, a predicted model, not a curated record
AUGUCCCAUUGCCCCGAAAAAAGGCUCCAAGAAGGCGUGACCAAGGCGCAGAAGAAGGACGGCAAGAAGCGUAAGCGCAGCCGCAAGGAGAGCUACUCCAUCUACGUGUACAAGGUGCUGAAGCAGGUCCACCCGGACACCGGCAUCUCGUCCAAGGCCAUGGGCAUCAUGAACUCGUUCGUCAACGACAUCUUCGAGCGCAUCGCGGGCGAGGCGUCGCGUCUGGCGCAUUACAACAAGCGCUCGACCAUCACUUCCCGGGAGAUCCAGACGGCCGUGCGCCUGCUGCUUCCUGGGGAGCUGGCCAAGCACGCUGUGUCUGAGGGCACUAAGGCCGUCACCAAGUAUACCAGCGCCAAGUAAACAGGAAUGUACACUCAUUAUACUUGAAAAUAAAGAAAGAAAGGAAGAAAGAAAAUUAUUUUCCUUCACCAUCUCCAUCCCACACUAAUGUGUACAUGUGGAUAAUGAAACAACACGGGCAAGAUGUUGGUAAUUGUUGAACAUGCGUGACGGUCACUUGAAGGGUGACAACGAGAGGAAUCACGAGUUGGCAAAGAGAGAUUCCAGGACUGGAACUAAGGGAGCAAGAAGAGAAGGAAUUUGCACAAGGGAGGAGCUCACAGCAGCUGCAGUCCCCUCCUUCCAGCUCACAGGCUGGUCAAUCAAGAAACGCUAUUGCCAUCUUGUGGCCCUUUAAGAUAAUGCAGCUAAAACUUUUGUGAUUUCUAUUAGGAAGCUUAUUGCUAGGGUUUAAUAAUUUCAUAUAUAAAUACAAUAAACAAUCCUACUUCAA